Molecule: messenger RNA, 5616 nt
Organism: Aedes aegypti (yellow fever mosquito)
Lineage: Eukaryota; Metazoa; Arthropoda; Insecta; Diptera; Culicidae
Gene: bma
Product: SCY1-like protein 2
Exons: 19
Coding region: 1827-4151 (774 amino acids)
Biological process (GO): protein phosphorylation
Molecular function (GO): ATP binding; protein kinase activity
Source: RefSeq, a predicted model, not a curated record
UCCUUGCUAACUGACGAAAGGGCGAAUCUGUCCCGGAGUUGGAUUUCAAACUUCAGUUUGGAUUAAGACAUUCAGCUGUGCGGUAGCAUUUGGAACAUCUCCUGUGGAUAACCAAAGCUUACUGGUGAUUGGUUUGUGAAAGAUUUUUUUGCAUCCAGCACUGUCGUUGCCCCGUCUCGGGUACCCCCACUUGUCCCCAGAGUGGGGUUUAAAUUGUGUGCAAAGUGGUUGAUUGGAGAGAAAAGUUGAGGCUCAUAGCAGCAAAAAAUCUGAAAGCAGUUAAACGGUCAAGUCCGUGAAAGUUGUGCUUAAAAUUGUAAAAUAAUUUCAUACAAGAAUCGGAAAUAUGAAUACUUUUACCACCGAGUGAGAGUGAGAGAUAAAUUAUCGAUCGAUGAAGGUUUUUCCUGCGUGCAAACAUUCUGGCAUCCAGGUGAAAAGGAGCUAUUUUUCAUCGACGGUUUGUUCUGGGAAGUGAGAGGAAACAAAGUGCGUUGAAUCUUCGUUGAAGCGUGAAAUACGCCGAGCUGCGAAUUGGUCAGUGAUAACGCUCGGAAAUAUUGAAUUAAUAUACUCGUUAACCUGAGUGGUUCCGUUCUGGAAGAUUGAUAUUGGCAUUCGUUUGUCUAGAAGAGCAAGAAAAAGUUUGUUUUUGCUGUUGGUGUUGCAAGUGAAGUUCACAGAAGUUCUGGAUGGAAGGAAGAGAAAAUUUGUGCAAGAAGCUCUAGAACAGCAGUUCGAGGAAGCAUUUCGAUUGCAAUCAGCAUCUCAGCGGAGCUUGAACAGUUUACAGAAAAUAGUUUCGACUGAAUUUCAUCACCUCUGACAUCGGAAAAUCAUAUCAAGAGCUCUUCAUUCGAAAGAAAACCAUUCGAGCUGACUGAUUCGUGAAGAAUUUAAUAUCAUAUUAAAUCAAACAAUUUUUCUCACGGUUACGAAGGUCCGAACAUAACGAGCCUGGAAAGAUUUCCUCAAAAAAAAAAACAGUGCAACCUUUGGGAAUAGCGGAAAAACGAAAGGACAAACCAACGGAGAUUUUUAAUUAACCACGUUCGGGCGAAGUGGUGAACUGGAUUUCAAAGUUUCCCCGUGCUGGGCAAUUGGUGGGAAAUACGAAUUUUAUGUCCGAGAACGCAGCGUGGAAAAACCCGGGCAAACAAAAAUUACGCCAUUAAUUUGAGAGCAGCGGCGAAAUUGAGCAGAAGGUCGAUGCUCAAACCAGCUUUCCAUCAGCAGUCAGCCAGAAGCAGCAGUCAGUGGUCGAAGGAAAGUUUUUUGUCACGACCGGCGACGAGAGCAAAUCGAAUUUACGGUGUGCACUUUUGAUAGGCGGCCAAUGAAUUUCGGUACCGUCCGAUAAUUAUAUCAAAACAGAUUGUUUGCCUUUGAAGUGGGUGCUCGAAUCAUUGGUCUGGUGGAAAGGUGACCGUCGCUUCUUGGGAAAUUGAUGUUCGACGAGGGAAAACUGCUGUCGUAAAGUGUGGAGAAGAAGUCAUUAACAAAUAUUGUAUGUGUGUGGCAUUGUGAGGGAACAGUGGUGCAUAGUGGCUACCGCGAAGUUCUAACAAGCUGUAGGAAGUUCGUUCGAAGAAAGUGAUUAGUGGUCGAUCGUGACGGAUUUUGCACCGUAGUAAGUGACGUGUGAUACACUCCGAGAUAGAAACCUCUGUUCGCAGCCGGGACACCCACAUCACUUCUGUCCGUGGUGAGCCCAGGCUCUGUCGUUCUUUUUCCGAACACUCACCGGUCCCGCCGCGAAAGCUUCUCCCCUGGCGAACGGAUCCCCCCGAAGGCCUUUCAACAUUCCGCUUUUCCAAUUAAAUGUUAUGCCGGCCGCGACCAUGUUUUCCAAGUUCAAAAGCAGCAGCACUAGCGCCCCUCCGCCCAACCCCUACGACACCAACCCGAUUACUCAGUACUUUGAGAUUGGGAAACAGAUCGCCUGCGCCGGCCCGGAACUAGUGUGGAAGAUUCACGAGGGAUACCGCAAGACCGAUGGAAAGGAAUGUUCAAUUUUCGUAUUUGAGAAGCGCCUAGCAGAAAAACUGCAUAAACCCAAGCGGAAAGACCUGGUCACGGAAAUCCUGCGAGCGUCAGUCAAGCAGCUUGAGCGGUUUCGGCAUCCCAAAAUCCUGCAAAUAAUGCACACCGUCGAGGAAAGUUCGGAGACCCUUUCUUUCGCCACCGAGCCCGUCAUCGCCAGUUUAGCAAACGUCUUAGCAUAUCAGGAAAGUGCAGGAACAGCGCCCGGUCCUCCAAGUACGGGUGCCUCCCAACAGAUGCAGAACAGCUCCCCUGCCAACAGACCUCCCCACGCCAAGGAGUAUAGCUUUCUGGAUAUCGAACUGAAGUACGGCAUCUUACAGAUUACGGAAGCUUUAUCGUUCCUGCACUACUCGGGCCAGGUGAUACACCGAAACGUGUGCCCCUCCUCGAUACUGAUCACCAAAAAGGGAACAUGGAAGCUGGCGGGUUUCGAAUUCACCGAGCGAGUGAACGAAACCGAUGCCACCGAUCCGGUGCCGUGCCAGUCGUGGUCCACCCGCACCUCCAAAAUGGUACAACCCAAUCUGGAUUACAUGGCACCUGAAAACCAAAUCAACUCCAACUGCAGCAUACUGAGCGACAUGUUCUCGCUCGGAAUGGUGAUAUGUGCCAUAUUCAACCACGGGAGACCGCUAAUACAGUCGGGGAAUUCGCCACCUGCGUACAUCAAACAGAUGGAAACGUUAGACGAAGCAGUGCACAACAUUCUGCCACGGAUACCGAUCCCGCUCCAAGAGGCUACAACUCGAUUACUGAAAAAAUCACCCGGUGCUCGGCCUACAGCUCAACUUCUAACACUUAUCAAGUAUUUCAGUGACCCAGCCGUACAAGCUCUGCAGUUUCUGGACGUCAUCAACAUGAAGGAUCCCACGCAGAAAACCCACUUCUAUCGGAGCACGCUGCGGGAGGUGCUUCCGUUUGUGCCACGGAAACUGUGGUGGCAACACAUCUGGCCUAAUCUACAGCAGGAAAUGCGUGCUGAUGAAGUGCUGGCUGCGGUCCUACAACCCGCACUAACUCUGGUUCAGGAAUCUUCAAACAGUGAAUACGAAGCAAUCAUUUUACCAACCUUUAAGACUGUUUUUGUAGCCCCUAAAUCUAUACAGGCAACCGUAGCGUUACUAGAAAAUCUACACAUAAUCCUAGAGAAAACACCACGGGACGACAUAAGGACGGAAGUGCUUCCGCUGCUGUUCAAUGCGCUCGAAAGUACAACGAUACAGGUGCAGAGUGCAGCACUCGUAGCCGUAACGAACGUGUACGACUAUUUGGACGAUAUCACAAUCAAGAAACUGGUGCUACCCAAACUGAAAUCUGUAUUCGAAAAAAAUCAAAGCGAUCUCAAGAUAAUGGGCAACGUGCUUCAAUGUGUGGAACGAACACUAGACAAGCUCGACAAAUCACAGAUUAUAGACGAAGUACUGCCUUUACUACUCGAAGUUAGGUUAACGGAUCCGGAUAUUAUAGUGCGAGUCGUCAAUAUCUACCGGAUUAUGUUGUGUGAUAAAAAGUACGGACUCACCGUGAACACCAUGGCCACCAAAGUAAUGCCGACCCUCCUGCCACAGACUGUGAAUCCCUCGUUGAAUCUCGAACAAUUUAUGAUCCUUCUCGAGGUUCUCCAAGAAAUGCUGGACCAAAUCGACCGACAGCAGCGCAACAAGCUGAAACUGGACAAUCUCUCACUACCCUCGCCCGAUCGCCAUCGACCACUGCGGCAUCAGUUCUCCUCGGACAACAUGAACGUGCAGCAGUUCAACAUUCCCAACCUGAGGAUCGACCAGCGGAAGACUUCCAGUGCCGAGGACAUGGCCCGGAAGAACUCAACAGGUACCCGAAGAGGUUCGGGUGCUCUAGGUAGCUGGUGGUUCGGCGGAUCACCCUCGUCCCCGGACAGCAACUUCCUGCGGGUGGUCAACGCAUUCCCGAAUCGGCGCCUAUCGGACAAUACCCUUAUGACGCCCAAGAUCCGGAUCGCUCCUUCGUGUGCCUCAUCGCCGGGUGGCACUCCUGGUGGUGGUUUACCAAUAAGACGUCACUCAAGUAUUGGACCCCAGGAAAGACGAAGCUCACACACCAAUCUAUCACCUCCAACGCUCUUGUAGACUAGAAGCUUUUAUGCUUAUCUGGCUUUCCCCGUUCAAGAUGAAUACAAGAAUAUUUAUUUGUUUCUUAUUCUGAAAUAGAUUUCUAGUACUGUAGACAAUAAAGUUUACCUCUAGUUUAGAAUUGUGGUGGAGUACUCAGCUUGUAGGAUAUUUAAUUACAUCUUGUAUAGCAACAAAAACUCAAAAAUGCAUCUGUAAAAAUCCAUUCAAUCGAAUCCAUUUGUCAUGAAAAAAGCAAAUAAUUCAUUUCUUAAUUUCAUUUAGAAUAUUUAACACCAAAUAAAAAUUAAGUGACGCUAAGGCCGUUGGAUUAAUAAAUCACUCUCAACCUAUUCAGAGUGAGAUCAAAAUUGACAAUUACUACGUUGCAAAAAAAUUUACGGUUUUACUCAUUUUUUCUCCAUUUCUUUAAAAAUAUCUCAUCAUUGGCUUAUACGUAAACGCAAUACUGAUUAUCACCGGGCGAAAUGACUUCAUCACCAUCACUAGCAACAGGGCUUCAGUGCUCGCGGCAGUUCCGGUUCGAGUCUCUCAGUGCCUGCCACUUCUGCUUCUUACGUAGUAAGUUCGAUUUCCAACGCCACCGAGCAGCGCAAGGCAUGGCCGUCUUGAGUAGUGUCUCGUAAUGAAUUGUCACACGAAUGUCUUCGUUCCUGACUGUGCCCCCCCAAGAAAAAAAAAACUGUUGAUUUUGUUCGUUGGUUCUUCGUUCGAUCGUUCGAUGUGUGGGUGGUCGCAAGUGCUCAUGGGACACGACAAACCAAAAGACCACCUCGUUUCUUUUGUUCUUGAACUUGCGUUACCUGAAUGAUUGUUAGUUUUUUUUAGAUUGUGAUGUUAAUUUUUACGUUGUGGUCGUCCUGAAUGAGAUAUUUUUUCACGUCUGCUGAUAACUACGGAAUGAGUACAAAUAAGGACUCUAACUAUCCAGCACAGUUUUCCGAGGAUGAAUUUCCUAGUGGAACAUAAUCACAAUGGAAUGUCCGGGCUUUUCUAUGGUUGCUGCAUUGUUCAUCAAUAUAAUUUUAUUAGUUUUUUUUUUUUGCUUUCAGCGGUGAUCAAUUAUGCAUGAGCUUAAUAAUAUACAAAAUAUAAUUUCUUUUUAAUAUCAAUGAGAUGAAACAACGAGGCAUAUAUGUGAACAAAGAGAGUUCUACAUUUUUAUACAUAUACUGAUGAAGUUGAUAACAGAAAUAUUAAUAUAAGAUUUUAAACUUGCAUGUACUUAUCAAUCAGCUAGUAAUAAACGUUAUACAGAGUUGCGCAUACAAACUAUGCAAAUAUUCUAUAGAUGGUAUUGCGUCUUCUGUUCUGUGAAAAUCUUGCGCGCUUCCCAAUAACACGCAAUCUUAUUAUGUGUACACUCUAUAAGACACGGCUGAGUGUUAUAAGACCUGUGACUUAGGGAUCGUUCAAAUAUUACGUAACGCAUUAGGGGGAGGGAGGGGGUCCUUCGGAGUGC